GUCCCCAGUUCCCUCCCCGCGCCCCGCCGCGUCCCCGGAGGCGGCGUGACUCGAGAGUUGCCGGCGCUUCUCCGCGGUGUCCCCGGCCAGUCUGGGCGCGGCGAACCGAGCGAGGCAGGUCUGAGCCGCGCGGUGGGCGGCAGCUCGGAGUCCCGGCUGCAGGCUGCGAGUCCGGAAGGCAGCGGCCCCGGCGCGGGGGCGACGCUGGCGAUCGUGAUGGAGAGCGAGUCCGUUGGACUGUGUCUGCCAGUGGAGAUGAAGCGGUGACUGGGUGCCUGGUGGCGGCGGGUCGUGGCGCAGCUGACCCGGGGGAGCCCUCUGGAAUCGCGGAUGGAGGAGCCGAGGUGAAGGGAGCCCGGCCUUCCCGGGAAUGAAUGGGGAGCUGUGGAAGCGCCUUCCGACUCCGGCUCCGGCUCCGGCUCGGGGAGAACCUACUGGGCGACUGCGCGCCAGUGUGUGCGUGUUAGGAUUCGGAGCCGCCUGGGUCGAGGCACCUCUGUUUGACUGCCGGGUCGCCGUCAGAGUGCCCACGGUUGCUUACCCGGGAGAGGUUGGCGUAGCUGGAACAGCGGGUAUAGAUGCCCAAGAAUCAGGCUCGGUUGCCGGCUGCCAGCCCUAGAUGCCGGCUCCCCAGGAAGGCAGUGAGGCUGGGGGCUGGGACCGGCUCCUGCGGGAGGUAGGCUUCCCGGUCUCUCCAGGGGCUGGAAUCCUCUGUGACAGCUGGGCUUCGUCGCCAUGUUCUCCUCGGGUAAUCGGACCUUUUUAAGAGCUUUCUCUCCACGAAGAGGAAACAUUCCAAAGGAACGCAGGAUGUAACAGUGGAAACUCUCACGGGCAACUCCGCGGAUGGCGAGCCAGCCCGUCGCUCCAGGACGAGACCAUGAGCGCUCCUGAUUUGUGGCGUGUCCCCAUGCUCCCCAGCGACACUGCUCCUGCUCGUGGUGUGAUGGGGAAAACCUGAGGGACAGGCAGAAGCGCUCCCGUGCUCACCACGGCCUCCCUGGUGCGGUGGCUUCGGUGGAGCGUGACGACUGGAGCUCACGUCCCUUGGUUGUGUCUCAGAGCCGAGCCAGAGCAUGCGCUUCCUCAUUUCCCGGGGCGUGGGCUCCUGCUGUUUUCCUGUCUGCCUCUGCUGUAACCACAGACGCCCCCGAGGUUUCCUGGCACUCCGGGGGCUCCCCAUGGCUCGCUAAGCCAGAGUCCGAGGGCUCUACCAUGAGGCACUGCAUCAAUUGCUGCAUCCAGCUGUUACCCGACAACGCACACCAACAGCAGGCCAGCUGCCGAGGAGGCCCCCACCAGGGUCACCAGGCGUGUCCCGCGUGCAAAGGAGAAAACAAAAUCCUGCUUCGUGUGGACAGUAAGCAGAUGAACUUGCUCGCUGUUCUCGAAGUGAGGACUGAAGGGAACGAGACCUGGGGCGGGUUUCUGCGCUUUAAGAAGGGGAAGCGAUGUAGCCUGGUGUUCGGACUGAUCAUAAUGACCUUGGUGAUGGCUUCGUACAUCCUUUCGGGGGCCCACCAGGAGCUUCUGAUCUCGUCUCCUUUCCAUUACGGAGGCUUCCCCAGCAACCCCAGCUUGCUGGAUGGUGAAAACCCAAACGACAUGAAAGAGCAUCCUCACCAGCCCCCUGUAAACAACGUCUCCUACGCGAAGGACUAUCCGAGCAUUAAACUCGUCAUCAACAGCAUCACGGCCAGGAUCGAGUUCACCACCAGACAGCUCCCAGACUUGCAAGACCUCAAGAGGCAGGAGUUGCAUAUGUUCUCAGUCAUCCCCACCAAGUUCCUGCCAAACAGCAAGAGCCCCUGCUGGUACGAGGAGUUCUCGGGCAGGAACACUACCGACCCCUACCUGACCAACUCCUACGUGCUCUACUCCAAGCGUUUCCGCUCCACCUUCGACGCGCUGCGCAAGGCCUUUUGGGGCCACUUGUCGCAUGCGCACGGGAAGCACUUCCGCCUGCGCUGUCUGCCACACUUCUACAUCAUUGGGCAGCCCAAGUGUGGGACCACCGACCUCUAUGACCGCCUGCGGCUGCACCCGGAGGUGAAGUUCUCGGCCAUCAAGGAGCCACACUGGUGGACCCGGAAGCGCUUCGGAAUUGUCCGCCUUCGAGAUGGGCUGCGGGACCGCUACCCUGUGGAAGAUUACCUGGACCUCUUUGACUUGGCCGCACACCAGAUCCACCAGGGACUGCAGGCUGGUUCAGCGAAGGAGCCAAGCGAGAUGAACAAAAUCAUUAUCGGGGAGGCCAGCGCCUCCACCAUGUGGGAUAACAAUGCCUGGACCUUCUUCUACGACAACAGCACAGACGGGGAGCCGCCGUUCCUGACCCAGGACUUCAUUCACGCCUUCCAGCCAGACGCCAAGCUGAUUGUCAUGCUCAGGGACCCCGUGGAGAGGUUGUACUCCGACUACCUCUACUUUGCAAGUUCGAAUAAAUCCGCGGACGACUUCCAUGAGAAAGUGACAGAAGCGCUGCAGCUGUUUGAGAACUGCAUGCUGGAUUACUCGCUGCGCGCCUGCGUCUACAACAACACCCUCAACAACGCCAUGCCUGUGAGGCUCCAGGUCGGGCUGUAUGCCGUGUACCUUCUGGACUGGCUCACGGUGUUUAGUAAGGAACAGUUUCUUAUUCUGCGCCUGGAAGACCACGCAUCCAACGUCAAGUACACCAUGCACAGGGUCUUCCAGUUCCUGAACCUGGGGCCUUUAAGUGAGAAGCAAGAGGCCUUGAUGACCAAGAGCCCUGCGUCCAAUGCACGGCGUCCAGAGGACCGGAACCUGGGGCCCAUGUGGCCAGUCACGCAGAAGAUUCUGCAGGACUUCUAUGGGCCUUUCAAUGCUAGGCUGGCACAGAUCCUCGCUGAUGAAGCAUUUGCAUGGAAGACACAGUGAGACCUUAGUCCUGGCGGCAGGCACAGGACUCAGCGACUCUGUCUUUGCCAUGACUUGAACUGUCUCUCUUGGGGGACCUGUUUUACUCACAGUGUGGAGAAAACCUGGAGACUCCAUCUUCUUUUCCCCCUGAGACACCUGUCAAUUAUAACCAUUCUAGAAUUUCCUUUGUGAUGCUCAGUAGCUCAGCCCUUGACCCCACAGAGAUCCUCCUGAGGCCACUGGAAGCUGCACAUGGGCAGGAAUCCAGUUCUGCUCCAUGAGCACCCAAGAGCCCUGGGACCGGCAGGCUUGCGACACGUCAGGUGCGGUGCAGAGAGGAGGCCUGGGGAGGCCCCAGCCCAGUCCUGCUCAGCCACCCCCAGGAGAGUCCGAGCGCAGGGUCCGAGAGUCCUGGGAUCCGAUGGAGCACACCAGAGCUCCUGCCCUGGCUGACCAGCACUUACACGUCACGUGCUCCCCAGCAGUUUUGCAAUACUCUUCUUUGGAUCGCUCACCCUGUCUGCGUGGAGAACCCAACUUCUUUUGAGAAUGGAAGCUCUUUCAUUUUUGUCCUUUUUACUCCCAAGUCAGCUCUUCAGUGACAUCAGAAAUAAACCCAUCACUGUUUCCAAGAGAAAAAAAGAAAAAGUUUUUGGCAGCUGUUCAUCUCUCCAACCUCCCAUUCCGCCCUGUAGACUUUAUGUUUAACUAGAAAAUGAAUGAGUUAACAAACCACUUCCUGCAUUUGACUAGCCCUCUCCCCUGCCUCUUUAGAUGUUUUCUCAAGAAAUUCAGUUUAUAUUUGGAAGGGGAAUUUUUGCUGAAUGCCAGAAUCAUGCAUCCUCAAGGAGCUGAACACUUGGUUGGGUCUCGGUGACUGAAGUCCUGAGGCAUGCAGGGUCCUCGGAGAACUCAAGGAAGCUCAAGUGCUCUGUCUUUGCUGGCUUUCGAGGGGCGGAGCCUCUCUGGAAUGAGUUCGAUAUCCUCGUUCUCCAGCUCCUCUCUCCUUAGGGGCUGCAAGAUUCUGGUAUCCUGAUUCGGAAACUCAAUGCACAAGCUGAACAUGUAGAAUGCUGGAAUUUGGAAUGAGAUUGCUAGGAGCUAUGUUCCUAACGGAAUUUUCCAGUGCUCUUGGCAGCUAGGUUUACAGUGGAUGGGCUGAAGGUCUUGUCAUUUCUUGGAAGUCAUGGGGAAGGCUGGAGAGAAUGCUUGGGCCCGCUUGGCACUCAGCACCAGGUGGGACAAGGAAACUUUGCCCCCGUGUUGUCAAGGGAUGCUUCCUGUGAACCCAUGUUCUCGUGCUGAGGUUCCAUGACCCGAGUCAGAAAGUGCAAACACUACAUACCCAACUCACUCGUGUGUGAGGCGGCUGGGCUUCGGUGGCACCCGGAUCUGCGCUUGCUCAGCUAUCUGAUCCUCUUGCCGGCGUCUUUCUGCCGCUGCAAAAGGGGUGCUGAGCCCACUGCCCAGUGUGCGGCUUGCUCUCAGCACUGCUGCGACCGGGGCUGGUUCCGCCACCGAGGGCGCCGUGUGUCCUGAUCGCCACUUGCCCAGACAAUCCCCCCCUUUCUCUUGCAGCGGGGAAGUCUGGCCCGAGCACAGGGAUGCUUUAGGGAGACAUCACUUUGAGUGUGUGUGUGUAUUUAUUUGGAAUACAGAGCGUGUGCGCGUGUGGGCGCGUCUGCUGAGUGGAUUCCCUGCAGUCCUGCUGCUGACCAGGCUCCUCCGCUCUGGACAUAAUGCCUUUACAGAUUAAUUUCUCUGCCAAUUAACUUGUCAUUUCCAAUACAUAUUUUGCUAUUCAACGUCAGCCAUGAUUUCAACGAGGGGUUUUUCUUAUGCACUCCUAUGCAUGUGAAUAACAUGUGGUGUAACUCUGCUUCUUACAGAAGUAUUACCAAGGUCUUAUUUCCAAUAUUAUUUGGUUCAUUACCGAUCUCUUUUAUAUAUGCAGGCCCCCUUUCUGUGCCACCCAGUGCCAUCCAGACACGGUUUCUCCUCCAGGCCUCUCUCGGGAGGCCACACUGUUGCCUUUGCUUUCUCUCCGUCGAGGCCUGGCUCCUGUUGACAGUACCGAUGCCACUUUUGGGCAGUGGCUCUCUAGCCCGUCACCCCAGACCAAAGCGAAACGGAAGGUUCCUCACGACCUGGUAUUGAAGACGCUGCGCACGUGUGUGUGUCCACCGUAGCCCUUGGUUGUGUGAGGCAUCGCAUGAAUCACGGCGAUGUACUUAUUAAUAUGUGACAUGAUUAAAGAUGGACCCACGUGACUGGUUCCUGCCCGCAGGGCG
Molecule: messenger RNA, 5174 nt
Organism: Sciurus carolinensis (gray squirrel)
Lineage: Eukaryota; Metazoa; Chordata; Mammalia; Rodentia; Sciuridae
Gene: Chst15
Product: carbohydrate sulfotransferase 15
Exons: 8
Coding region: 1216-2901 (561 amino acids)
Biological process (GO): hexose biosynthetic process
Molecular function (GO): N-acetylgalactosamine 4-sulfate 6-O-sulfotransferase activity
Source: RefSeq, a predicted model, not a curated record